Beta vulgaris subsp. vulgaris (sugar beet) is the source of this 3516-nucleotide messenger RNA. RefSeq lists its product as uncharacterized. Gene Ontology annotation, molecular function: catalytic activity. The transcript has 12 exons. The record is from RefSeq and is a predicted model, not a curated record. NCBI's taxonomy places the organism in Eukaryota, Viridiplantae, Streptophyta, Magnoliopsida, Caryophyllales, Amaranthaceae. Bases 1473 to 3197 code for a protein of 574 amino acids.
CCGUUGGAGAUAAAGAUACAAGUUUAGAGAUGAGAUUGCUUGCCUAUGGAGAAAAAAUGUCUUUUCAUGAAGAUUUUAAGGGUGCUUCUCCAAUAAAAUUACACUUAAAAUUCAUUCCCAUUACCAUAAUUAUUAACGACUAUCAAACGGGCCGGUAGGUGUUCUCGGGAUCAUAUAGAACUAUGUGCUCCCAAGUAAUAUAUAUAUAUUUUUUUUAUUUGUCACAUAUUUUGUUUAAAUGAGAAAAUUAUAAAAUAUAGAAAUAUAAAAUGUGAAAAAGAAUCAUGAAAGACCCCCUUAAACUAGGCGCUCCUGCCUCCUAGAAGGACAUGGCUGAUGGCCGCACCAUGGAGACUUUGACAAACUACAUGGAAAUUCAUUACCAUAAUCACCAUUUAUUACCAUCUAUCAAAUGAACCGUCAGGGUUAUGGUGGAGCUAGUUUGCAGGCUCAUUGGAUUGAAUGUGUCUCCUCAUACAUUAAUUUACUGCAUUAUUUAUCUUUUAAGGAUUGAAUCAAAUGGGAUAGCUGAUUUUUUUACUAGUCCCUCAGUUGCUUUUAAAAUUUAUAUAGGCUAUUCACCUAAAUAAAGAAGGUCUUGGUUAUCAAGUACAUUGAUGAAUGUAUUGCAUUGACACCUGAUAUAUAACAUGGUUUUGCAAAAGUGAUGGAUAAUAUGAGAUGUAAUGUUAGUUGAGAGUACUGAAGUUCCUUUGUCUUAAAGAAAGAAACUGAUUCAGUUGUCACAUUUGGGUUUUGGCAGAUCCAGUCUACUUGUACGUUAUAAAUAGAUAGCAGGACUUGCUUUUUAGUAAUAUGACCAUUAAGUUGUUUUAACGUUGUCUUGUGUAGCUAGGAAUCCAGUUGUAAUAUGAGGAAGGAUAUGGGAAACUUAAUAAUUUGUUGAAUGCCGAUGUACCAUUAUAAAAGGAAUUCGACCUGUCUACACCUAUAUGUCUGGGAAAAUUGCAAGAUCCGUGUUCGAGAAAGGAAGUAGAUCUUUCAAAGAUAACAUCUGAAGUUCAAGCUGAGUUUCUUUACUUGUUUAAAGCCUUUUAGUAUAUGUAUGUUAGAACACUACCGAGUUCAGGGUUUUGUUUCGUCAUGGAAGCAAACAGAAGAUGGGUGACAGAACCUUUUCUAUAUGACUGGUUGGACCAAAAGCUAGUAAACUUGUGAAUAAGUUAUAUAUAGAUGCAAGCAGCAAAUUUUUCUUCGAAAUGGUGAACUUAUUGUUCCUAAUCUUCGACCUUAUGCUCUUAAUAAUGUAUAUUGCCAAGAGUUCAGCUCCUUCUUGAGCUUGGAGAUGACAGUUGCAAAUGGCUAGAUAUCUUGGGUUCCAGUUCCCACCCAUAUGCAACCCAAGAUCUUUAAGAGGAGCCCUUUAAGGAUAUAAUUUCAUGUUGCCAAUAGUCGAUCUUCUUUCUAACCUUGGAGAUCUUGGGGACUUGGGGUUCCAAAAGCUUAGAUAGAUGUCUUGGUUCCCACCCACUUCCAUCUCAAGUAAAAGGCAUAAAUCCGAGGUUUGCAGUAGUGCCAAUGGCGAUUUUACCAUUCAGGAUGCGUUUCACAUGCUUGAUGCUGAUUUCUUCAGUAACAAUAAGAUGGUUGAUAUCGUAAAGGAGGCUUCAGAAUUCAAUCUCCCUGUUGCUAGAGCUGAUCGCAAGUUAGUAGCUACUUCUAAUGGGGGACUGAAAUAUCCAUCUGUUUUAGUUUUUCACCCUGAUUGGGGUGCGAGGCAAGCAGAGCUUGGCAUGAAAACUUUCACCUAUCCUCUAUUCCCCGGCAUUCAGAGACCUUCCAGUGAAGAGGAUAUUGCCUUCAUGAGUAUUCUCGAAUUGGGGCAACUCAUUAAGGAAAAAAAGAUUUCAUCUGUGGAGCUUACUGAAGUUUUCCUCAAGAGAUUGAAAAGGUAUAAUCCUGUCCUCCAAGCUGUGGUGACAGUAACUGAAGAUUUAGCGUACAAGCAGGCGAAAGAGGCUGAUCAGCUGCUUUCUGAGGGAGUAUACUUAGGUCCUCUACACGGGAUUCCUUAUGGCUUGAAAGAUAUUAUUGCAGUACCCCAAUAUAAGACAACUUGGGGUUCGCGAAGUUUCAAAUAUCAAGUACUUGAUACGGAAGCUUGGGUCUAUAAAAGGUUGAAGUCUGCUGGUGCAGUUCUCAUUGCAAAGCUUGUGACUGGAUCGCUGGCCUAUGAUGAUAUAUGGUUUGGAGGCAGGACAAGGAACCCGUGGAACAUAGAGGAGUUUACGACUGGUUCGUCAGCCGGGCCUGCUGCUUGCACCUCCGCAGGCAUGGUGCCAUUUGCCAUUGGAUCAGAAACUGCUGGCUCGAUGACUUAUCCUGCUUCUCGCUGUGGUGUAUCAGCUUUACGCCCAACUUUUGGUACUGUUGGUCGAACAGGUGUCAUGAGUAUAUCCGAAAGCUUGGAUAAGCUUGGCCCUUUUUGCAGAAGUGCAGCAGACUGUGCCAUCAUUCUGGAUAAAAUUCGAGGCAAAGAUCCAGAUGACCUGUCUUCGAGGGAUAUGCCCUUUGGUGAUCCUUUUGAUGUUGAUCUCACAAAGCUCACUGUUGGAUAUCUUGAGGAUUCUGAGGAGGAGGUUGUUAAUGUACUUGCAUCAAUGGGUGUUAACAUGAUUCCUUUCCAACUCAAUUACACAGUUGACUCAGUUCAAGGAAUACUAAAUUUCACAAUGGAUGUUGAUAUGUUAGCUCAUUUUGAUGAGUGGCAGCGCUCUGGACUAGAUGAUGUAUAUGAAGCUCAGGAUCAAUGGCCAUUUGAGCUGCGCCGUGCUCGCGUCAUUACAGCAGUAGAUUAUAUGCAGGCACAGAGGGCAAGAGGAAGAUUAAUUCAAGAAGUGCAAGAAAGUUUUACAGUCGAUGCAUUUGUUGGUAAUGCAACUGAUUGGGAAAAAGUUUGCAUGGGAAACCUUGUUGGCAUGCCUGUAAUGGUUGUACCGGUUGGAUUCGCACCAAUAGCUAACCCACCUUCAAGUGACAUUCGAAGGAGAAGAACUAUCACAACUGGCAUCUAUGCCCCUCCCAAACAUGAUCACAUAGCUCUAGCAUUGGCUAUGGCUUUUCAAUCAGCGACUGAUCAUCACAAACAGCGUCCACCAAUAGAUGAUCUCGGUCCUAAUGAUUUGAUUUCAAAUACCCCGAGCACUACUUAUCCUCCAAGACAGUUGCGAGCAUGAAUGUACCAAACAAUAAGCUACAACGCCUACACAUCUAUUUCGCUAUUCGCUAGUCAAGAAUAUAAUGUAGCUUAUACGGGCAUGCUGGUUAUGUGGCACCGAUCACAGUGGAGAAUUAAUGUAAUUGUCAUUAUUAAAUGUAAUUAUGGUUUAAGUAAAGGUCAUAUGGCUACCAAAUUUGCAAUUCUGUAAAAAGAAAUUGUCCUCCAUAAGACCGAAAGUGCAUUGAUCCUCUUAUCACUAAUAUCAAAGCUCUCUGUGUUUUGGAUGAGAGAAAGGAAAAUAUGUUAAUAGAAGUAAGAAGCCUUGGUUGACAAUA